This is a messenger RNA of Mytilinidion resinicola, 630 nucleotides long. Its product is annotated as PLP-dependent transferase. The record is from RefSeq and is a predicted model, not a curated record. Gene Ontology annotation, molecular function: pyridoxal phosphate binding; transaminase activity. Bases 10 to 522 code for a protein of 170 amino acids. Gene Ontology annotation, biological process: biosynthetic process; amino acid metabolic process. Lineage: Eukaryota; Fungi; Ascomycota; Dothideomycetes; Mytilinidiales; Mytilinidiaceae. The transcript is spliced from 3 exons.
AUCGAUCCCAUGAAUAUCAUCUCUCCUGACCGUUUGCACGUAUUCUACGGGUUCAGCAAAGACUUCGCGGCCGCUGGUCUCCGCUUAGGGUGUCUGAUUACCCAAAACACCCUCCUGUGGAAAUCAGUAAAAUCGAAUACCCGCUUCCACGGCGGGUCGGGUUUAUCCAUUGCCGUCGCGGUUGCGAUUCUUGAAGACGAGGAGUUCGUUGCCUCCUUUCUAGCGCUUAGUCGACAGAAGAUCGGGGACGCGUAUAGGUACGCUACAAGUUUCCUUCAGAAGAAUGGAAAUGAGUACUGGAGGGGGAGUACCGCCGGCUUCUUCAUCUAUCUCAAUCUCUCCCCCUGGCUACUCCCUAAGCUAGAAGAUCCAGAAUAUGUAUCGGAGUACGACUUCGCUCAGGAGCUGCUAGAUGCAGGGGUUGAGAUGCAUCCGAGGGAAGAGCAUUGGGAGGAGCCGGGACAUUUCAGACUGGUGUUUGGGCAUGAGCGGGAGAGAUUAGGGGAAGGAGUGAGACGAUGAGUCCAGGAUCCUGGAGGGAGAAAAACAAAGACUAAUAGUACGAGCAUAUUGGUUCGCGUUCUGGAGGCUCGGAAGGCUCGUAUGGUAGAGAGACAUCGAUAAUAGGGG